CAAAGUCUCUCAUUCUUCUUGAACCGUUUCUCAGAAGCUUCGUUUAUCUUCUUCUCUCUCAUCCUUUUCCCCCUUCUUCUGCGGUUAUUUGACUUAUUUCAAUCAUAUCCCUCUUCUGCUCUCUGCUCGCUCUAAGGUACGCGCUCAAUUUUCUGAAAAAUCAAACAGAAAUGGAAGACGGCUCUCAAGUUCCUGUCUUUCUUGUGAUUUAGAAUUUAUUUUGCAUUCGGGUUUCUUCACUUAGAUGGUUAUGGAUCAUCAGUUCAGCAGGUUGACUGACUCUGUAAACAGAUUCUUGUUGGAGGAUGAGAACAUAUUUUCGAGCUUAAAACGAUCACCGGAUAUUCCAGGCAGUUAUAAUGUUGACUCUUUACCUCUCGAUAUCGUGGAUGCCCCUUUAGUUAUACAUGAUCCCAACCUUGGUAGUUAUGCUCCUACUUUGGACUCCCCAGAUGAUCAUGACUCUGAUACUGUGCUCAAGUACCUUAAUCAGAUACUGCUGGAGGAGAACAUUGAUGAGAAUCCCAGCAUGUUUUAUGAUCCAAUUGCUCUUAAAGCUGCUGAGAAUUCCUUUUAUGAAGCCCUGAAAGACAAGCCUCCCUCACCUCAUCAAGCCCCGGUUUUUGUUAACGGUUAUGCUGGAAGCCCAGACAGCAUAUUGCCAAGUUCCGGUGGUUAUAGUACAAGCAGCAGUAGCAUCGGUAGCUGUAAUGCCGACCCUCAGUGGAUUGUUGAUCCUGGAGAAUCUAAAUCCUCUGUCACUAGUUAUUCUCCUGAGUUCUCCUUCCAGACAUCAAGUCAGACUAACUCAUAUAGGUUAAACGGUUCUUUAAAUAGCUUUAGUAGUGUUAUGAAUGCCCAAAUGGACUCUUUUGUGAAUGCUAACUUGGUUCCGAAUAUAUUUAGUGAUACCGAGUCCAUCUUGCAGUUCAAGAGAGGAAUGGAGGAAGCGAGUAGAUUCCUUCCUACGGGUAAUCAGUUGGUUAUUGAUUUGGAUAAAUACUCGUUGCCUCCAAAGACAGAUCAGUUGUCUGGGGAUGCUGUUGUCAAGAUAGAGAAGGACGAGAAGGACCGGUCCGCUAAUUUCUCUAGAGGAAAGAAACACCACCAUCCAGAUGACAGUGGGUUAGAAGAAGAAGAAAGAAGCAGCAAGCACUCUGCAGUUUACGAGGAGGAGGUUGAGUUAUCCGAGGUCUUUGAUAAGGUUUUGCUGUCUACUGAUAAUAACGGUUGUAACAUAAAUGUUGAGGGAAUGGAGCAGAAAGGGCCAAGCGGUGGGAAGGGGCGUGCAAAGAAACAAGGGGGUAAUAGUGAAACCGUGGAUCUGAGGUCUCUAUUAACGAGCUGUGCACAAUCUAUUGCUGCUGCUGAUUAUAGGACCGCAAAUGACCAAUUAAAGAAGAUCAGGAAACACUCUUCGCCUACUGGCGAUGCAAAUCAAAGGCUGGCCAGUGUAUUUGCAAAUGGUCUCGAGGCACGGUUGGCUGGAACUGGGACACAACUAUAUGCAGCCUUAGCUCCAAAGCCGAUCACAGCUUCUGAGAAGUUGAAAGCCUACCACACCUACCUGUCAUUUUGCCCGUUCAAGAGAAUAGCAAUUUUCUUUGCAAAUAAAAUGAUUUAUGAAGUGGCAUCAAAGGGUCACACUCUGCAUGUCAUAGAUUUUGGUAUACUUUAUGGUUUCCAGUGGCCCAUCCUUAUCCAGCAUCUUUCUCAAAGGCCUGGUGGGCCUCCUAAACUUCGAGUAACUGGAAUCGAGCUUCCUCAUCCUGGUUUUCGGCCAGCAGAAAAGGUAGAACAGACUGGCCGUCGCUUGGCAAAUUAUUGUGAGCGUUUUGGCGUACCAUUUGAGUACAAUGCCAUAACAAGUCAGAAUUGGGAAACAAUUAAAAUUGACGAUUUGAAGCUUGCAAGUGGCGAUGUGGUUGCCGUUAACUGUUUGUUUCGAUUCAAAAACCUACUAGAUGAGACCGCGGUUGCUCACAGCCCUAGGGAUGCAGUUCUAAGCUUAAUCCGGAAAAUAAAUCCAGAUAUUUAUGUGCAAGCUGUAAUUAGCGGAUCUUACAGCUCUCCUUUCUUUGUCACUCGGUUCCGAGAGGCUCUCUUCUUCUACUCUGCUGUCUUCGAUAUGUUUGAUGCUACUUUAUCCCGUGAUGAUCAUCAGCGGUUGGAUUUUGAGAAAGAAUUCGUUGGGCGUGAAAUUAUGAAUGUCAUUGCAUGUGAGGGCAUGGAAAGAUUCGAGAGGCCUGAAACAUACAAGCAGUGGCAGGUACGCAAUAUGAGGGCUGGGUUCAAGCCUCUGCCUGUAAAACCGGAACUUGUUAAGAAGCUAAGAGGUAAGGUGAUGGCGGGAUAUCACAAAGAUUUUGUGUUCGAUGAAGACGGUCAUUGGAUACUGCAGGGAUGGAAAGGUCGGAUUAUUUGUGGCAGCUCUUGCUGGGUACCUGCAUAACAAACUCACAAGCGGUUUUCUGGUAUUUAGAGCCCUAUGCUUUUCCUCGAGAAGAUAUAUUCAAUAACAUCAAUCAAGGUACUCGUCUAGCUUCAACCUUACUCUUCAAAAAUAGCUGCUAGUCGUAUGAUUAGGCAAAAGGGGCAACCCCAGCCAAGUUGGUCAGACUGUUGAUUUAGUAACCACAAACUUACAAGUUCGACUCCCAGCUGGAGCGGCUUACUGGCCUUCUUAGUUUGAGUCGGUCAGAGGCUCAAAGCUAUGGACAAUCUAGACUGGUUUCCCUCGUCAUCCAAAAAAAAAUACAAUCUUUAGUCUUGCUGUGCUCUAACAUGCCACUUUUCUUAUUCUCUGCAGUCAACAGAAACCUGUCAAUGCAAUGCUUUUGCUUGUCCCAAUCUCACCACCUUCCCAUCCUCUGCAUAUUGUUCUGGCAUUGGAAAUGCAUCUGUGGCUCUCUGGUGAUGAACACUGAAGUUCUUUGACAAAAGACUAGGAUCUGACAGGCGAAAUAACGCUCUUUGUUCAUGAAAUUUGUGUGAUGUAGAUUGUCUUGUAGAAUAGUUUUUCAUAUUAGAUGUGUUGGUGAUAGAAAGAAUUCUGAAAUGCAUGCACCCCCCACCCCCACCAUAAAAUCACCAUUUAUUUUAGAAAAAAUUGCAUUUUUAGUUUCUAAGUUCUGGCAAAAUAGUAAUUUUAUCUUCUUGAUUGUUCUGCGUGUGCAUGUAUGAUUCGCUCGUGUCAUGAAGACA
Molecule: messenger RNA, 3204 nt
Organism: Ipomoea nil (Japanese morning glory)
Lineage: Eukaryota; Viridiplantae; Streptophyta; Magnoliopsida; Solanales; Convolvulaceae
Product: scarecrow-like protein 14
Exons: 2
Coding region: 245-2452 (735 amino acids)
Biological process (GO): regulation of DNA-templated transcription
Cellular component (GO): nucleus
Molecular function (GO): DNA-binding transcription factor activity; sequence-specific DNA binding
Source: RefSeq, a predicted model, not a curated record